ACCGACUAUUGGCAAUUCCCGCCAUUACGGAGUCCUUCCAUGCCCCGAGCCAGAGCUAACCAUGUCAGUCCCCCAGACCGUCAUCGCGUACCCCGCGUCUCGCAACGCAGGGACGCCGCUAGAUGACCUCAUCUUGGUCUAGAUGCAUCGCAGAUCGCGGGGGCAACACCACGGCAAUUGAGACCGGCUGCAGAAACGACGCCCAUGAUUGGACGACAGCGGGCCAUCUCCGUUUCUCCAGCCUAUGCUGGCCUCGCCGCCUUUCAUAAAGCAAACCUGCCAGAUACUGCUGCUCCACUCGCGACACAACGGCCUGCGGAAAUUCUCUCGCUCGCUCGCAUCAUGACAAUUGCCUGUCACGUGUAGCAACUCGACGCCGUGAACCCUCCAAGACGGCCAGAAUCGCUGGACGGCAAUGGACGCGAAAAAGGCCAAGAAGCGGGCGUUUCGAGCCUGUCUGCCCUGCCGCGCUCGCAAGGUCAGAUGCAUCGUGACGGGGGCGUGCCAGCCGUGCAUGAACUGCAAGCUGGAUGAGAAGGACUGCAAUUUCGCAAAGGCCGCCGGGACACAUCCCGGAUUCCCUCGAAAUCGUCGCGGCUCGGAAACUCCCGACUCGCACUCGUCCACCGACUGUUACCGCUCAACGCAGUCCCCAAGAGGCUCGGAUGCUUCGGGGAUCGACUGUACGGAGCAGCGUGCAUCGAGUAAUCAGAUUAACAAACCGCCUGGGAAGCCACUGUCGCCAACGUCGAACCCGAACCAUCCAGAGACACUCGGCCUCCUCUACGACCCGACCGACCCUAGCUAUUCCUUUCUUCAAGCGCCCAAGACUCAAACGAUACUACCUCAAGACCUCGAAUUCCUCAACAACCAAGGAUGUUUUAUCGUGCCGCAGCGCAGUGUUCUGGACGAGUUUAUCCACCACUACUUCUCCUUCAUCCACCCCAUCCUCCCCAUACUCAAUGAGGCCGAUUUCUGGGCCCUGUACGACUCGGGGUUAGACGGUAGGAGUCAAGAUCGGAUAUCCAUCAUUGUUCUCCAAGGAAUGCUGUUUACAUCCUGCACUUUUGUGUCCCAGGAAACUAUCAAGGCCCUCGGAUUCCGAACAACCCAGGAUGCAAAGUAUUCCUUCUACAGGCGAGCCAAGCUCCUCUACGACUUUGGGUAUGAACGAUCAUCCAUAGCCAUCGCGCAGGCUGCAGUGCUGCUAUCGCACUCACACUUAAUCCCACUCCCUUACGGAGGAUACAAGCAGCUCGGCUCUCUAUGGCUAGGCAUUGCAAUCCACCACGCACGCGAUGCAAGGGCUCACCAGUACUGUUCGGCGACACCAAACAACCCCAUGUCCCCGGAGGAAGCAAAACGGCACAAUGUCUUGAAGCGGCUCUGGAUGUGCUGCAUCAUAUGUGACCGAGUUAUCCCCUUGACCUCCCGGCAGAGUAUCAAGAUCACCAAGUCCAACUUUGACUUUGAGGGCAGUCCUAUACUCAACUGCGACGACCUCUCUGACGAAUUCUAUCACUCCAACAUCUACGAUUCGACAACAAAGAUCCACCUGGCCCAGGUCAACGUAAAGCUCGUGGAGCUCUGCGUGAUCCUCACAGAUGUUCUAGCCUUGUCGUCUUCGAUCCGCGACAAUCCGGCCUGGGGUCUCUCUCAAAGAAUGGCAGAAACGAACCAGGCUAGCCUCUGUAGGAUCCAACUCCAGCGCUGGUACAACACUUUCCUGGAAAUGAAGUCGGCAAUGAACGGCAAGUUGAUUCAGGAUUCAGGGAGCGAAGGUCGUGGAAGCUCUGUGGUCUUGUUCACCAACCUAGCAGAGAUGUACUACCACUCUGCAAGGCUGGCUCUGUGCCAUUAUGAGAUGUUGUACCUUGGCUUAGCCAUGUCGUCAUCGAACCCAAACCUGAAGAUUACGGACAUGUUCGAGAAGAGCUAUGAGCUUCAGAAUGCAACUUCACAAAUCACCGAGUGUCUGGCGGAACUGACUCGUCUGCGUCUAAUACGAUGGCUACCGAUGAGCGCCGUCGGUUGCACUGCUUUUCCGCUAGCUCUUCAGAUUCUUGACGUCGAACUCUUCCAACCAAAGCACCACAACGUGUCAGUGGCUACAAGGACACCAUUCUUCGCCGAUCACCAGCAACAGCGACUCAAUAUGCUCAUUGACGCGAUGAAAACGUAUCGCCCGCGAUACUACAUCGUCGACUGGGUCGCAAGAACGAUUCGGCACAUCGUCAGCGUCGCGCAACAAUGGCUGCCAUCCACUCGCGUCAGGUCAGGCAACGGCAUGUCGGUUGCGAGCUGGAUCGAAAUCCUUCAGCUACAACCCAGUUGCUACUUGCGUCUGGCGAUGACGAUGGACUUGAGCAUCAGCCAUGGCAAACUACCGGAAGAAAGCGACUUUCCGCCAGGCUUGCGCGACGUGGUUCGGAGUAGCGUUACAGCUACGUUAUCGCCGACGAUUAUACCUAUGGGCAUCACUCAUUUCCGUCAUCUCCAGUCCGCGAGGGAGACAUCUAAGGACACUACAGUCUCGAAGGAUCUUGAGGCGAAAUCUACGCCAGAGUUUCCCUCUGAGGAUGUGCUGUUUGAUGAAGGGCCAACUAGCCUCGUGGACAGCAUCCCCGAGUUUGACAGCAGUGUUGGCGGCAUUUCCAGUGGCGCCAAUGUCAUUUCGUCAAUGAGUUCAAACGGGGUGGAAAGUACUGCGUUCGAUAACCUCGGAGCAUGGCCAGAUGCUUUCUUCCCAUUCAAUUCAAGUAACCAGCUGCCCUUCCUCCAACCAGGGCCAAUGGACUUUCAGUUGGGAAGCAAUCUGGACCCGUGCAGCCUAUUUGAUCCAUCUCAGUGGACAGACGGCCAGUCAAACAAUGAGGCAGACGUACAACAAUUCCAGCUGGAUGAGUCCCUUCUCGAGGCAUUGCGGGAGACUGCAAGUACAAGCUGCAGGAACAGCGAUGAACGCCUACUUGAGCAGCUAGGCGAGGCCAUCAACAUGUCAUGACAGAUGAACUAUUAGCUGUUGUAGUGUUUGAACAGAUGGGUUGGUUCCAAGGGUGGACAGGUAACAAGGUGUCCAGUGAAAGAGAGCUGAUCGCGGUGGAUGUGGCAUGAUGUACGAAUACAUGAAUAAGGCCGGUAGAGUAAACACCAGCGUUGGUUGGAAAUAGUGUAAAUUUUUAUAAAAUACCCC
This is a messenger RNA of Ilyonectria robusta, 3193 nucleotides long. RefSeq lists its product as uncharacterized. The transcript has 7 exons. Gene Ontology annotation, molecular function: zinc ion binding; DNA-binding transcription factor activity, RNA polymerase II-specific; DNA binding. The record is from RefSeq and is a predicted model, not a curated record. Bases 416 to 3004 code for a protein of 862 amino acids. Gene Ontology annotation, biological process: regulation of DNA-templated transcription; DNA-templated transcription. NCBI's taxonomy places the organism in Eukaryota, Fungi, Ascomycota, Sordariomycetes, Hypocreales, Nectriaceae.